Molecule: messenger RNA, 1375 nt
Organism: Ailuropoda melanoleuca (giant panda)
Lineage: Eukaryota; Metazoa; Chordata; Mammalia; Carnivora; Ursidae
Gene: MYF6
Product: myogenic factor 6
Exons: 3
Coding region: 67-795 (242 amino acids)
Biological process (GO): positive regulation of myoblast differentiation; muscle organ development; skeletal muscle cell differentiation
Molecular function (GO): RNA polymerase II cis-regulatory region sequence-specific DNA binding; protein dimerization activity; DNA-binding transcription factor activity, RNA polymerase II-specific
Source: RefSeq, a predicted model, not a curated record
GUGGUUCCUCCGGGUUUUUGAGCCCAUCACCCAGUUCAGCCCGAGUCAGAGGCCAAGGAGGAGAACAUGAUGAUGGACCUUUUUGAAACUGGCUCCUAUUUCUUCUACUUGGACGGGGAAAAUGUUACUCUGCAGCCAUUAGAAGUGGCAGAGGGCUCCCCUUUGUACCCAGGGAGUGAUGGUACCUUGUCCCCCUGCCAGGACCAAAUGCCCCCUGAAGCUGGGAGUGACAGCAGUGGAGAGGAGCACGUCCUGGCGCCCCCGGGCCUGCAACCCCCCCACUGCCCCGGCCAAUGUCUGAUCUGGGCUUGCAAGACCUGCAAGAGAAAAUCUGCCCCCACUGACCGGCGGAAAGCUGCCACCCUGCGCGAGAGGAGGCGACUAAAGAAAAUCAACGAGGCCUUCGAGGCACUGAAGCGGCGGACUGUGGCCAACCCCAACCAGAGGCUGCCCAAGGUGGAGAUUCUGCGGAGUGCCAUCAGCUACAUUGAGCGGCUGCAGGACCUGCUCCAUCAGCUGGAUCAGCAGGAAAAAAUGCAGGAGCUAGGGGUGGACCCCUUCAGCUACAGACCCAAGCAAGAGAAUCUUGAGGGUGCGGAUUUCCUGCGCACCUGCAGCUCCCAGUGGCCAAGUGUUUCGGAUCAUUCCAGGGGCCUCGUGAUAACUGCCAAGGAAGGAGGGGCAAGCAUUGAUUCGUCAGCCUCGAGUAGCCUUCGAUGCCUUUCUUCCAUCGUGGACAGUAUUUCCUCAGAGGAACGCAAACUGCCCUGCGUGGAGGAGGCGGUGGAGAAGUAACUGGCAGCCGGAGGUUGGGAUGUUCUCCACGCAGCAGGAAGACCCCACCCUCCCUCCUUCGCCUAAUCCUUCAGCCUGGGUCGCAUUACAUUAAUAUUUAGGAACCCAGACCCAGGGGUUUAUGAAAGGGAAGGAGACCUGUUCACAAAAAAACUUCUCAGAAACUGUUGUGCACGCUCAGCUGAAAGAGCCUUUCGGCUUUGGGCUUUUACUUUUGGAACCGCGAGUGGCUUAGGUCUAGCAGCCUUACUUUGUGUUUGUGUGGUUAGUUGUGUAACCUCUUUCUUUUAUUCCGGUGACCCUUUUGUGCCAUGUUCAAAAGAAGUUCAUUCCUGUCUGAAGCGAAGUGGGAACGUUGCAUCUAAAUGUUAGUGGUAUUGAAUGUAUUUUUGUAAAUAAUCUUAGUACUUUCAUUUUUUUAUGUAAACCUAAGAAAUAUAUUUUAAAUGUGGAGUGACGGAUUGCGUAUAUAAUGUGCGGGGAUCCUGAUAUCGUAAUAUUAAAAAAUAAGUUUCUUUAUGAACAAAGUUGGUCCUAAUUUGAUUCAGCUGAAAAGUAUGGGAGCAGGUGCACAUAAAUA